Molecule: messenger RNA, 843 nt
Organism: Knipowitschia caucasica
Lineage: Eukaryota; Metazoa; Chordata; Actinopteri; Gobiiformes; Gobiidae
Source: the annotation of a GenBank genome assembly
AUGCGGCUAAUGCUAGCGUCUGUCAGAGCAGCUGAAGCUAAUGUGGCUAAUGCGGCUAAUGCUAGCGUCUGUCUCGCGGCGGAGCGGAACGAUGACGGGGGGUUCCGGGUCGGUUCUGGGUCCGGGCGGGAUGGAGCUCAUACCUCUUCACCGCCGCCGACAAAGACGUGUGAAGAAAAGUCCGAGUCUAUAGACCAGGCCCCCCCAGCUCCCCUGCCCCCCCAGCACCAGGACCAGCACCAGGACCAGCACCAGGACCAGGACCAACCCCACAUCGACCCUAACGCCUGGAUACAAGUGGAGCGUCGACACCGCAACCAGUCCGGGAAAUCCACGGAACCUGCCCUUGCCCCUCCCCCUCAGCAGGAGGAGCUGGACUUUUUGUUUGAUGAGGAAAUGGAGCUGAUUGGCCGGAGGAACCGCUUCACCGAUUGGUCGGACGAAGACGAGGACUCUGAUUAUGAACUGGACGACACUGACGUAGACAAACUGCUCAUUGUCACGCAAACGCCGCCGUAUCUACGGAAACACCCGGCUGGCGAUCGCUCCGGCAACCACGAGUCACGAGCCAGGAUCACGGCCGACCUUGCCAAGGCCAUCAACGACGGCCUCUACUACUACGAACAAGAUCUGUGGAAGGGCGAGGAGGAGGGGGAGGUCUUGACCAGUCUGCGAGGCCCGUCUGUGAGGCCCGCUGGAGAACAGGGACCAGUCUGUGAGGCCCGCUGGAGAACAGGGACCAGUCUGCGAGGCCCGCUGGAGAACAGGGACCAGUCUGCGAGGCCCGCUGGAGAACAGGGACCAGUCUGUGAGGCCCGCUGGAGAACAGGGACCAGUCUGUGA